AUGCAUUAUGUCUGUCUAUGCCUUUUAAUAACUUUUUAUAGCCUCAGCUUGGAGAUUAAAGCUUAAUAUGUAAGCAUAAUGUAAUUACCAAUAUACGAUUUAUCUUUAUUGGUGAAGAGCGCUAUUGCAGCUUACUCCUGGGCUGAGGUCAUGAUGCUGCUCGCUUCUCUUCCUUAGUGUUGGAGUCCAUUGUGCGCUCAAGGUCCUCUCUUUAUGCUACCCAUCACCCAUUUGGCUGUUUCUCUGUGGGUUCCAUUCAUUAGAUUGCUUUGAUUUGCACAUGGCAUUUUCUUUUCUUUUUCAGAGCAGUCUUCUCGCCAUCCAUCUGUCACUUUUUCCCAUCUUCCUCUGAUUGUGUCAUUUUACAUUUUAUGUCUAUCUAUUCUUCACCAGAGCCUCUCAAGUAAACUAGAGAUAGUGGUUUGUGAAGACUUGUGCUUUUUCAUUAAAAAAAAAAUCAUUUAUUUCCUUAUUUCGCCUUCUCCCCCCUUUCUUUCUUCCUUUCUUUCUUUUUUGUCCUCUCUCUCUCUCUGCCUUUUUCCCCCUCUGCUCUUUCUCCUUCCUUCUCUUUUCUAGGCCUUCUCGUGGUGGCCGGAGAUGAUGGCGGAGCACGCUGAAACUUUCAUGUCUCUCUACACCGUCGACAUGGAUGGUGCUCUGCAAGUCCAGCCCGUUGACUCAUGGGAUAGCUUCCCCUUAUUCCAGCUGCUUAACAACUUCCUGCGAUGUGACCGUGAGUUCUCCGUUCUCCCUGUGUCCGUCUUCUUCUACCUCUGA
Molecule: messenger RNA, 777 nt
Organism: Coregonus sp. 'balchen'
Lineage: Eukaryota; Metazoa; Chordata; Actinopteri; Salmoniformes; Salmonidae
Source: the annotation of a GenBank genome assembly